Molecule: messenger RNA, 1632 nt
Organism: Myodes glareolus (Bank vole)
Lineage: Eukaryota; Metazoa; Chordata; Mammalia; Rodentia; Cricetidae
Product: acyl-coenzyme A thioesterase 1
Biological process (GO): fatty acid metabolic process; acyl-CoA metabolic process
Molecular function (GO): fatty acyl-CoA hydrolase activity
Source: RefSeq, a predicted model, not a curated record
CACGAGCGUCACUUCAUGGCUCCCGGGGUGCGGCGCGUGCCCGUGCGCGAGGGCCGUGUGCGCGCCACGCUUUUCCUGCCUCCAGGACCUGGGCCCUAUCCUGGUAUUGUGGAUCUUUUCGGAGUUGGAGGUGGCCUUCUGGAGUAUCGAGCAAGUCUGCUGGCUGGGAAGGGCUUUGCUGUCUUGGCUCUGGCUUAUUAUAACUACGAUGACCUCCCCAAGAGCAUAGCAACCAUGCACAUAGAGUACUUUGAAGAAGCUGCGAACUACCUGCUUAGUCACCCUGAGGUAAAAGGUCCAGGAAUUGGGAUUCUUGGGAUUUCCAAAGGGGGUGAACUUGGCCUUGCUAUGGCCUCCUUCCUGAAGGGCAUCAAAGCUGCUGUCUUCAUCAAUGGCUCUAUGGUCGCUGUUGGGAACACCAUAAACUACAAGGAUGAGACUAUCCCUCCAGUAUCUCUUCUGAGAGAUCGAGUCAAAGUGACCAAAGAUGGCCUCUUGGAUGUUGUGGAAGGGCUUCAAAGCCCUUUGGUAGAGACAAAGAGUGUCAUCCCUGUGGAAAGGUCUGACACCACCUUCCUGUUCCUUGUGGGUCAGGAUGACCACAACUGGAAGAGCGAGUUCUAUGCCAAUGAGAUCUCCAAGCGCUUACAGGCCCAUGGGAAGGAGAAGCCCCAGGUCAUCCUCUACCCAGAAGGGGGGCACUAUAUUGAGCCCCCUUACUUCCCGCUGUACAAGGCUGGCAUGCACGCCCUGGUGGGUACUAAUAUCACCUUUGGAGGGGAGCCCAAGCCUCAUGCCAUGGCCCAGGUGGAUGCGUGGCAGCAACUUCAGACUUUCUUCCACAAACACCUGGGUAGUAAGAAUUAGGAGGGUACGGGCUGGAGAGAUGGCUCAGCCAUUAAAGGCUAGGCUCAAAACAAAGAUAUAAGAAUUAGGGUAUGACUCCUCAAGUAUUACCCAUUAUCUUAUGGUUUUGGAGAAAGUCUCAAAUAUACCAUCAGAGUAUCCAUUCUAGCUAGUUCAUCUGGACACAUUCUAAUUCCUUAAAAUCUUUUCUUUGUUUCCUUUUUUGCUUUUUUUGGAGACAGAGUUUUUCUGUGUAGCCCUAGCUGACCUGGAACUCACUGUAUAGAGCAACCUGGCCUUAAACUUCCUUAGAUCCACCUGCUUCUGCCUCCCGAGUGCUAGAACUAAAGACUUGAAUCAUUAUGCCCAGCAUAAGUUUUUUCUUUAUGUAAUACAAUAAGUGCCUCUGAGGGACUGCAGAUAUAACAGAGUGGGGAUGUGCUUGUCUUCCUGGGAUAGUGAAUAAUGUUCUGAGUUCUUGCCUCGGUGCCAUAAGACGACAAAGAAAUUAAAACUUUCUUAUAAAAGUCGUGCCUAUUGAGUUGGGGAGAUGGGUUAGUGGGCAAGGGUGCUUGCUGCCAAGCUGACAACCCAGAACCCACAUGGGAAGUGAGAACCAACAAGUUAUCUACACACACACACACACACACACUCGCACAUGACUGUAAAUAAAAUGUAAGCUACAAAUAGUGCCUAUCCAAAAAGUUCUUUUAUAUUAUGAAUUAAAGGCGAACCUUAAGUAUUAACAUUCUUAUUAAAAUAAAAAUUAGAUUUUUAUAGACAAAA